Aspergillus puulaauensis is the source of this 2091-nucleotide messenger RNA. RefSeq names its product transketolase family protein. Bases 1 to 2091 code for a protein of 696 amino acids. Gene Ontology annotation, cellular component: cytosol. The record is from RefSeq and is a predicted model, not a curated record. The transcript has 3 exons. Gene Ontology annotation, biological process: pentose-phosphate shunt. Gene Ontology annotation, molecular function: transketolase activity. NCBI's taxonomy places the organism in Eukaryota, Fungi, Ascomycota, Eurotiomycetes, Eurotiales, Aspergillaceae.
AUGACUUCCUCUCUGGUGAACGGCUCAAGCAGCCAGCAUGAUGUUGUGCUCAAGACCUUCCGGCUCCUCAUUGCCGACCUCUGCCAGCAGUUCGGUGGCGGACACCCUGGGGGUGCGAUUGGUAUGGCAGCCAUCGGAGUCGCUCUUUGGCGCUACAGUAUGCGAUAUGCGCCGCACACUCCGGACUUCUUCAACCGUGACCGCUUCGUACUGUCCAACGGCCACACCUGUCUCUUCCAGUACACUUGGCUCCACCUGACGGGCUACAAGGCCAUGACAUUUGAGCAGCUAAAGUCAUACCACUCUGACCGCGUUGAUGCGCUGUGCCCUGGUCACCCUGAGAUUGAGCAUGAAGGUGUUGAAGUCACCACUGGUCCACUUGGGCAGGGUGUCGCAAACGCUGUCGGUCUCGCGAUGGCCUCGAAGAACCUGGGCGCCACAUAUAACCGACCCGGAUACGAUGUUGUCAACAACCACACAUGGUGUAUGAUUGGGGAUGCCUGUCUGCAGGAAGGUGUUGCUCUAGAAGCUAUCUCUCUGGCUGGACACUGGAAACUCAACAACCUGACCAUCAUGUACGACAACAACCAGAUCACUUGUGACGGUUCUGUCGAUCUCACCAACACCGAAGAUAUCAACGCCAAGAUGCGUGCGAGCGGAUGGGACGUUAUUGAUGUUGAGGAUGGCUGCUACGACGUUGAGGGUCUCGUCCAAGCGUUGAGCAAGGCUCGCGCUUCCACUGAGAAGCCUACCUUCAUCAACGUCCGCACAGUCAUUGGUCUCGACAGUAAGGUUGCAGGACAGGCAGCUGCCCACGGCGCGGCAUUUGGCGUUGCAGACGUCGCCGAUAUGAAGCGCAAGCUCGGCUUCAACCCAGAGGAGCACUUUGUCAUUGGCGAUGCGGCGCGCGAGUUCUUCGCUGAUAUUCCUGCUCGUGGCGAGGGCUUCGUCAAGGAGUGGAAUGAUCUCGUUCAGCGGUAUACCGAAGCGCACCCAGAGUUGGGCGCUGAGUUCCAACGUCGCGUACGUGGUGAACUGCCAGCUGACUGGCAGGACCGCAUUCCCACUGAAUUCCCCGACAAGCCGACUGCAUCGCGUGCCUCGUCCGGCCAGGUUUUCAACCCCCUCGCACAAUCUAUCAACUCGUUCAUGGUUGGCACGGCCGAUCUGUCACCGUCAGUCAACAUGAUCUGGAAGGGCAAGGUUGACUUCCAACACCCCGACCUCCGCACCACCUGCGGCAUCAACGGCGACUACUCCGGUCGUUACAUCCACUACGGUGUCCGCGAACACGCCAUGGCCGCCAUCUCCAACGGUCUUGCGGCCUUCAACCCCAGCACCUUCAUCCCGAUUACCUCCUCCUUCUUCAUGUUCUACCUCUACGCCGCCCCCGCCGUCCGUAUGGGCGCGCUUCAACACCUCCAAGUCAUUCACGCAGCAACCCACGACUCCAUCGGUAUGGGUGAGGAUGGCCCAACGCAUCAGCCAAUUGAGCUGGCCUCGUUAUACCGCGCCAUGCCAAACCUCCUAUUCAUCCGGCCUGGAGAUGGCGAAGAAACCGCAGGUGCCUGGAUCGCCGCUAUCAACGCGAAGACGUCUUCCACCAUUAUCUCUACAUCCCGACACGCCCUCCCUCAGCUCAAACAGACCCGUCGCGAUGGUGUACUAAAGGGAGCAUACGUCCUCGAAGAAGCCGAGUCAGCAGAUGUAACACUCAUCGGUGUCGGUGCCGAACUAUCCUUCGCUUUGGACGUCGCCGCCCAGCUCAAGGAGAAGAAGGGCAUCACGGCCCGGGUUGUCAGUUUCCCCUGCCAGCGUAUCUUCGAGCAGCAGCCCCUCGAGUACAGGCGCAGCGUUCUGCAACGACACAAGGGUAUCCCGGCCGUGGUAAUUGAGCCGUACGCACCAAACGGCUGGGAGCGGUACGCAAAUGCGGGCAUUUCAAUCAAGCGGUUUGGACACAGUCUGCCUGGUAAGGCGGCAUAUAAGUUCUUUGGCUUCGAGACGGGAGUCAUGACGGACAAGGUUGGGGAUUACCUGGAGAGGAUCAAGGGCGACGAGGCGCUGAGGGGGGAGUUUGUUGACCUGUAA